CACAAACCACAGUCUUUUGUCAUAUGACUUGAGUCCACUCUAUUCUUUCUAUGCUGGAGCCCAUGACUCCUGAAUCUGUUGCUGAGAAGCCAGAGAAAUCAUGCAUAUGCAGGAUAAUGUGUGUUAGGAAUCACUACUGUGAAGUCAAUUACAGCUUUGGGCAGUAGAUUUGAGUCAGGAGUCCACCAUGUGGUCCAAUAUCAGUGCUGGCCCUUUUCUACUGACUGGCUUCCCAGGUCUGGAGAUAUUUCAUCCUUGGAUUUCUAUUGCAUUCUUUGUGAUCUAUAUCUCCAUACUCCUUGGCAAUGGCACCCUCCUCUUUCUUAUCAGAGAAGACCACACUCUUCAUGAGCCUAUGUACUACUUUCUGGCUCUCCUGGGAGCCACAGACCUUGGUGUGACUUUGACAACAAUGCCCACCGUGCUUGGUGUUCUGUGGCUGGAUCACAGGGAGAUCAGCCAUGGAGCCUGCUACUUCCAGGCCUAUCUGAUUCAUUCACUAUCAAUCGUGGAGUCUGGAGUCUUGCUUAUCAUGGCCUAUGAUCGUUUCAUUGCCAUCUGCAAUCCCCUAAGAUACACCUCCAUUCUUACCAAUGCUAAGGUGGUGAAGAUAGGUCUGGGGGUUCUAAUGAGAGGAUUUAUACUUAUUGUGCCCAUAAUUAUCACCCUCUCCAGAUUCCCCUACUGCAGAUCCCAUGUCCUCUCCCAUGCCUUCUGCUUGCACCAAGAUGUGAUCAAACUAGCCUGUGCUGACAUUACCUUCAACAGACUCUAUCCUAUAGCCCUGGUCUCAUUAACUGGCUUCUUGGACUCCAUGCUUAUCCUUAUCUCUUAUAUCCUAAUCCUUAAGACUGUUAUGGGAAUUGCAUCCCAUAAGGAGCAGGCAAAGGCUCUAAACACUUGUGUUUCCCAUAUUAGCUGUGUUCUGGUUUUUUAUGUCACUGUGACUGGGCUAACCCUCAUUCAUCGCUUUGGAAAAUACGUGCCACAUGUAGUGCAUAUUAUCAUGAGCUACGUCUACUUUCUCUUUCCUCCAUUCAUGAAUCCAAUAAUCUAUAGUAUUAAGACCAAGCAGAUCCAGAAUGGUAUCAAUCGCCUUCUCUCUUUCCAUAGAACUUUACCUUGAUCUCUUUACUCAGGAGGUUCUCCCCAUUGAAAGAUGAUUUUCUUGGUAGAAUUACCUAUAUGGUGCCAAUGUGUCUUAGAAUGAAAAGCUCUGGUGUUCCCAUUAUGGAAAAGAUGCAGGGCUAUUGCUCUGAUUUAGCCCCUUGCCUCAUCACAUCACCAAUGACACUUAUCUUAGUUUUUUUGCACCGGAAAAGAUUGGGAGAUUGAUUUGUUUCUUUCUAUCAUUUUCUACUCUGGCAGAAUCACUUAACUUAAUGGUUACCAAUGAUACUUUAAGUUAUUACAGAGUCUAUACAAAGAAAUGAGAAUGAAAUCACUUGAGAGAGUUUCAAGCACUGUGUGGAAAACAGUGUAAAUAUUACCUCUGUGCUUUCAGUAUAUCAGAGGUGAUGAAGUGUUUUAGGCAACAACCCCUGCUACUGCAGGACAUUAGAGUGGAUCAAAAAUAGAAGAGAGUAAG
Molecule: messenger RNA, 1588 nt
Organism: Artibeus jamaicensis (Jamaican fruit-eating bat)
Lineage: Eukaryota; Metazoa; Chordata; Mammalia; Chiroptera; Phyllostomidae
Product: olfactory receptor 51B2-like
Exons: 3
Coding region: 188-1126 (312 amino acids)
Biological process (GO): G protein-coupled receptor signaling pathway
Cellular component (GO): membrane
Molecular function (GO): G protein-coupled receptor activity; olfactory receptor activity
Source: RefSeq, a predicted model, not a curated record